GCUCGAAGAUGACGUUGCAACUGAACCCCUGCAUUCGGUCGGCCUUUUGUGGGUCUUACAUGAAGCGGCGCCGCGCAUCGUGGGGUGCGCAUAUUCGAGGUAAGGUUUUCAACAACGGAUUCAUCGCUAGAGCCUCUUGUCGUCAAUCCAUACCAUAUUCGAACUCUUGCACGCGAUUAAACAGCGCUGCGAGAUUUUAGAUUGUCAGUCAGAGCUCGGUCAUUGCUCAUUCCCCAUCGUGGUCUCCUCGUCAUCAGUUUCUUCGUCUUAGAGUUGGCUUCUGCCCCUCCUUUACACCAGUUUUUUUUCCCGACAGGUGGACAAUCGCAUGAGGUGCUGGUAAUCUCUAGGAGAUCAAUCUUGAUACCUGUUGCUCAAGUGAAUUGUGAGUCGCAAUUUGCUUCUAUGACCUAUGCCCAAGCAUACAGUCAUUACUGCGUUUCGUACAUUCACUAACAUGUGCACAGGGUAACCCAGUAUCAAGGAAAAUGGCACCGCAGAAGCCUCUGCCUUAUGAUGAUAAGUUCGCUUCUCCAGACGAAUAUGUCUCAGAGCUUCUGAACUUUGUCGCAUCAACGGACGUCUUCCAGAUCCUCUGCGGCGGCGUUCACAUUCUUGACUUUUUCACCAUUGAACCUGGGUUGUUCCAUGCUGCUCUGCCAAAAGAAUGGCACCCUUUUCUGUUGUCAUGCGAUAUUAUGCGCCUAAUCGAUAUACUGGCACGAGAGGACCUUGACAGCUUGCAAAAUGAUGGAGAGCAUCAGAUGCCCGAGAGCCUGCUCAACUACAUCAAGUCGAUACGGAGGCUCUCUCUGAGCCGGGAAUAUGCUCCGCCAGAUCGAACAGUGGCCAAGCCAACGAGGUCUGUCUCGAUUGGCAUGAAGCCGAAGAAGAUACACGAAGUGGCCAACUUUGCAGACUAUGUCGACCGGCUGUCUCAUGAGGUCGCUUCGCAUGACGGGAACAAUGUCACACACUUUGUCGAUUUUGGCAGCGGGCAAAAUUACCUUGGGAGGGCACUCGCCAGCGAACCUUACAACCGCCAUGUCGUAGCAGUUGAAGGACGUGAGAACAAUGUGUCAGCCGCCAAGGGCUUUGACAUGAGCUCUGGACUUUCCGUUGCGCCGCAGGUACGGAGGAACAAGAAGGCUUGGGAUAAGAUCCGGAAAGCUGCCGGCCCUGGAGGACUCAAAGACCCCGAGCGACUAGCACAAGCAAUCAAAGACGUGGUGGGCGAGGAGGGCUUACUCAAAGACGCUGAAGCCAAGCCGGUGGAUUUUCGGGCGAGGAAUGAUCUGGACGCGACAUACACGGCCGAGGACGGAAAGGGGUUCAUGACUUACAUCUCCGGGCGGCUUGAAAGCGGAGAUCUUUCCGGCGUGAUCUCUGAUAUCGAGCAGGGCGACUUGCCCGAGGAGAAGAAGCGCGAGCUUCGGCUCAUGGCCGUAUCCAUCCACUCCUGCGGCAACCUGUCACACUUCGCCAUCCGGUCAUUGAUCAUGAACCCAGAUAUGCGUGCCGUCGCUAUCGUGGGCUGUUGCUACAAUCUCCUGACCGAGAAACUGGGCGCACCGACGUACAAGCACCCCUUUCUCCGACCAACCCUGCAAGCGAUCAAUGGCCGCGUCACACGCGAGUCCGAAAAGAACGACCCGGAAGGUUUCCCGAUGAGCAAGCGCUUCUCCGAGCACAACGGCGACGGCGUACGCCUGAACAUCACCGCCCGUAUGAUGGCAUGUCAGGCACUGCAGAACUGGACUGCGAAGGAAAGCGAAGGGUUCUUCACGCGUCACUUCUUUCGUGCAGUGGCACAGAAGAUGUUCCUUGACCGUGGCGUUGUACAGAAAAUUCGUCACCGCACUCUCGAACCCGGUGUUGAAGAGACACUUUUUGACCUGAGCACGAGUCCAGUGAUUGUGGGCUCGCUGCGGAACAGCUGCUACGACUCGUUGAAGACGUACGUGCGCGGUGCCGUUGAGAAGAUCAUCAACAACCCGGAGGUCCCCGAGUACGCAGAACUCAUGCGCGAAAAGAUGGGAUCCAUCACAGAUGAGGAGAUUGAGGAGUACGAGAAGAUCUAUCUUCCUAGAAAGAAGGAGCUCUCCGUCAUCUGGACCCUGAUGGCGUUCAGCGCGAUUGUCGUCGAGUCGUUGAUUGUGACAGAUCGCUGGACAUUCUUGAAGGAACAGCAAGAAGUCGAUCAGGCAUGGGUCGAGCCGGUGUUCGACUUCAAGCUAAGUCCCAGAAAUCUGGUGGUUGUAGGGAUUAAGAAGUGAAUCCGACCUCGUGAAUACCUUAUUAGGGACGU
Molecule: messenger RNA, 2308 nt
Organism: Emericellopsis atlantica
Lineage: Eukaryota; Fungi; Ascomycota; Sordariomycetes; Hypocreales; Bionectriaceae
Product: methyltransferase domain-containing protein
Exons: 1
Coding region: 489-2276 (595 amino acids)
Source: RefSeq, a predicted model, not a curated record